GGUGGGGAGGGAACGCGCUGGGAAUGCGGAAUCCCAGUGGGGACUGUGUUUCGUUGUGGUGUUCGGUGGUUUCUGGUUCUGAAACCUCCGGCACCCGGGGUAGGCACAUUGGAGCUAAGAGCUCACUGCCGCGACGAACUGCGAGGACCUGAGGCUGUCCUCCGGCCCCCAGCCGCCCGCCAGUCCUUCUGCCUCGCCAGUCUUCCCGUCCGGUCAUGACGAGAUUCUGGGUCUGCGUAGCCGGCGCUGGCUUCUUCCUAGCGCUUCUGGUUUUGCAUUCGCGGUUCUGUGCCUCUCGGCUCCCACCACAUCUGCACUUGGCUUUUAAAGUUUUCUGGAGAGCUGAGGAGAUUCUUUACCGGCUGGAUGUGGAUUGGCCGAAGUAUUCAGAAUACUUCACUGGAGCAACAUUUUGUGUUGGAGUUGACUCCCUCAACGGAUUGGUUUAUGUAGCCCAGAGAGGGGAUAACAUCCCAAAGGUAUUAGUGUUCACAGAGGAUGGAUAUUUCCUACGAGCCUGGAAUUAUACAGUUGACACACCUCAUGGUAUAUUUGCAGCCAGUACACCACAGGAAAAAUCCGUCUGGAUCACGGAUGUAGGAAGUGGAUUCUAUGGUCAUACUAUUAAAAAAUACAAUUCCUUUGGCGAUCUUGUUCAAGUUUUGGGGACCCCAGGCAAAAAAGGCACUGGUUUGAACCCCCUGCAGUUCGAUAACCCUGCGGAAUUACACGUAGAAGACACAGGAGAUAUUUACAUUGUGGAUGGAGAUGGAGGGUUGAAUAACAGGUUGAUCAAAUUGUCCCAAGAUUUCAUGAUCCUUUGGCUGCAUGGAGAAAAUGGAACAGGGCCUGCUAAGUUCAACAUACCCCACAGUGUUACAGUGGAUUCCACUGGUCGGGUGUGGGUGGCUGACCGAGGCAAUAAAAGACUUCAAGUGUUUGAUAAAGACACUGGGGACUGGUUAGGAGAGUGGAAUAACUGUUUCUCAGAAGAGGGGCCUUCUGCAGUCAGGUUUACUCCUGAUGGGAAAUAUGUGGUCGUGGCCCAGCUGAAUCUGAGCCAGCUCUUAAUCCUGGCGGCGCCCCCGGUAGGAAACAUCGGCCACUGCUCUGUGGUCAGCACAAUCCAGCUGGCUGAUCAGGUCUCCCCGCAUCUCUUAGAAGUCAGCAGGGAGACCGGAGCCAUCUACGUAGCUGAAAUCGGUGCAAAGCAAGUGCAAAAAUACAUCCCCGUGAAUAGGUAUUUCUCUUGAUUCAGUUCAUAACUGUUGGUUUCUUUUUCUUGAGGUUUUUCAGUUGGAAGUUCAGAUCCUCAGAUUCUCAAAUUUGCUGUUAAAUACUCUCAACUUAUGUUGAGGCACAAGGAUUUGUUUCUUUAUUUUUGCCUGACCCCGUGUCAGAGAGAUACAUGUUUUUAUAUUGAUCUGAACCAGGUUGUGGGGCAUUCUUGUGACUUAGUUCCACUUGCGAGUGUACAAGGAUGUUUUAAAGAAAUAUGAAGAAUAGGAUGGGAAAGAGGGACUAAGGUGAUAACCCAGUAAUUUGCCCUCUAGACUCAUUUGCUCUGGAGGGGAAGCAGAGAAAUUAACAUGGGUUUGCAGCGUAAUUUAUUGAAUUUCAUAUAAGCAGCGCAAACUUUCUCUUUAUUUGCGUCAUAAACAACGAACUGCUUGAGAGAUGGGAUCUUGAUUAAUGAGAACCCACAGGGCGCCGGGCCCUGAAGACGCAGACGUGAAGAGGCAGGGUGGCCUGCGUGCCUCUGAGUAGCUUACAGCCCACACGGCCUGGUGACGGUGGCACAUGUGUGAUUGGACUUCAGGAAGGAGGAACCACAGGUCUGCAUUCAGGAGUCUCUGCAGGGGAAUCAGUUUCAGCUCCAACUUGAAAAACUGAGGAGGAGAAAACCAUGUGGUUUGGGUAGAGAAGUUAUGAAAAAUUGCACCCUUGCUGUGAACCUCAGCAGCCUUUUUUUUUAAAGGCCCAACUUGGCUUUGGUUGUUUAGCUCAGGGGUCCCCAACCUUUGGGCCGUGGGCAGGUUGGUACCGCCUGUCAGAUCAGCAGCGGCGUUAGAUUAGAAAUAAAGUGCACAAAUGAAGGAAUGCACUUGAAUCACCCCGAAACCAUCCUCUCUUCCACCCGGUCUGUGGAACAAUUGUCUUCCACGAAACUGGUCCCUGGUGCCAAAAAGGUUGGGGACUGCUGCUUUAGCUCUAAGAUGCUUAAUCUCAAUCCUUAAACACUGGAAUAAAGUGGCUGGUGUCUAAGCCCUUUACCAAAAGGGAUCUUAAAAAUACUAGAAUGUUUUUAAAGGUAGCAAGAAAAAUAGGUCUUCUUAGUGCCUCUUUUCUUUUUUCCUUUUUCUUUUUUUUUUACAUGAACUCCGUCCACUCCUAACUUUUGUCUACCUCAAAGAAGUUUUAGACUUAUCUAUAUGAGGGUGUGUGCCAAACACUUGGAGCUAUUUAGAUGAAUAAUUUUCUGCUUUUUUUCUUUCUGCAUCUUUUUUUAACCCGUUUGUUCUGAAUAUUAGCCUCCCAGUUAAGACCAUUUUUUCAGUUUGUUCUAGUUUAUUCUCGGGUUGGAAGGAAACUUGCCAUAUUACAGUCUCUUUCACAUCAUUCUUUGCCUUUUCUCAUAUCAUUCUCCCUCUUUAUCCUAAUCAUGUGUCAUGUGUGUUAGUCACCCAGUCAUGUCCAACUCUUUGUGACCCCAUGGACUGUAGCCCACCAGGUUCCUCUGUCCAUGGGAUUCUCCAGGCAAGUUGCCAUUCCCUUCUCCAGGGGAUCUUUCCAACCCAGGGAUUGAGCCCAGGUCUCCUGCAUUGCAGGCAGAUUCUUCACUGUCUGAGCCACCAGGGAAGCCUCUUUAUCCCAGUAAUCUCCCAACGGAACUCUGUCCUGUGCUCCAAGGCCAUUCAUAAGUGUGCUUGUGCCACUGAUUAAGCUGUGUGACCUGGACGAGUCACUUUCAUUUUCUCUUCAGUAAAACUGGGCUGUCAUUGUGUCUCCUCCUUCAGGAAGGCUGUGAGGUUCAGAUGUGCAGUAGUGAGGGUUACAUGUGCAAUAGGUACAGAUGUGCCCUUUGGAUUCUGUAGUUCCAAGUGCAUUGAAGGCAUCUUAUUAGAAAAGGUCCUUCUAAGUGUGCUGUUUACCUGAUACCAGCUGUCAGUUCUGCCUUAAGUUUGCAUUUAUCAAAAUGUCAUAAAUUUAUGCAGUUAGCCAAAUAAUAAAUAUACUUUGAAGAGAAAUAGUUUGAGGUUUUGUUUGUUUUGCUUUCAAGUCAGCUCAAGAAGUGCAAAUGUCUCUUUGAAGGAAUAUAGGUUAGAUUUUUGUCAUUUCAAAAAUGUGGUGUUUAACUUUGUUUUAUGCCAGAUUCUUAUACAACCUGCCGAAAGUAUUAUUUCCAUGGACCUUGCUAAAACUGUUUAUUAGCAUACUUGUAAUCCUGGUAUUUCACCUUUUUUCUCUGGAUUAAUUGGUUAAAUUAAUUGAGAAAUGCGUUGUAUCUUCUGUUAAAUAAAAAUAUUGCAAAGAAAA
Messenger RNA from Odocoileus virginianus texanus, 3537 nucleotides. The record is from RefSeq and is a predicted model, not a curated record. NCBI's taxonomy places the organism in Eukaryota, Metazoa, Chordata, Mammalia, Artiodactyla, Cervidae.